Molecule: messenger RNA, 2183 nt
Organism: Pogona vitticeps (central bearded dragon)
Lineage: Eukaryota; Metazoa; Chordata; Lepidosauria; Squamata; Agamidae
Product: myotubularin-related protein 9-like
Biological process (GO): phosphatidylinositol dephosphorylation; negative regulation of autophagy
Cellular component (GO): cytoplasm
Molecular function (GO): protein phosphatase binding
Source: RefSeq, a predicted model, not a curated record
UCAAAGAUCCAGGACUCUUCAGCUGCCAGGCAGUUCUCAGAGACCAAACAGCUGUUGAAGGAGUUUUCAACGGCUGGACAUUAGUCUUGCCCCCACGGAAGGCUCUGUUACAUAUUAAGAGGCAGUCUUCCUCUCCCUCCCACCCCUCAAUGUGGUCCUUAUCACGAAGUGCUUGAUCCCGGAUCUGUGUCAAGCCAGUUCCCCUGCAGAUCCUGGACUUGAACUGGAAACGCAACAGCUGUCAGGGUGACAGCUUCGGCCGAGAGACUUCCUCUGACCUCCGAUCAGUCCCCCCCAAGACACUCUGGAUCCCAAUCCGUUGUGACUCCUCGAGGGGCCCCCGCCUCCCGCUGCCAUGGAGUUUGCAGAGCUGAUCAAGACCCCCAAGGUGGACCACGUGGGGCUCACGCGCCCAGGGUUGCCUCCGGUCACGGGGACCCUUUGCAUCACCAGCCAUCACAUCCUCUUAUCGUCUCAGGCGGGAGGAAGUGGGGAAGAGAGUCAGAUGGAGCUGUGGCUUCUUAUUCGCAACGUGGACGCCGUUGAGAAAAGUGUUCAGAAUCUAACUUGGUAUCAAAGCGCCGGGACUAACGGAUCUCGAGAGACCAGGCUCACAAGUGCAUCUGGCACCAUUACGCUCAAGUGCAAAGACCUGAGGAUCCUACAACUGGAAGUCCCCGGGAUGGAGGAAUGCCUCAACGUCGCCAGUUCCAUUGAGGCUCUCUCCUCUGUGGAGUCGGUGAUGAUGAUGUACCCCUUUUUCUACAGACCCCUAAGCAUGAAGCUAGAAGAUGGGUGGCCGCUUUCUACGCUUGAGCAGUACUACCAGCAAAUAGCCUCAGAAACAGGCACCUGGAGGCUCAGCUACGUCAAUGAGGAUUUUGGGGUCUGCCCCACCUACCCCUCAGCCGUUGUGGUGCCCGCAACCGUGGACGACGGAGCGCUGAGGAAGAGCGCCUGCUUCCGCCACGGAAGGCGGUUUCCAGUCCUCAGCUAUUACCACAGAAAGAACAGGAUGGUCAUGCUCCGCAGCAGCCAGCCGCUGGUGGGACCGAACCGGAAGCGCUGCCGGGAGGAUGAGCUGCUGCUGAGCGCCGUGCUGGAGGGAGGGGGCCGUGGCUUCGUCCUGGACACCCGCUCUGCCCAGGCAGCCAAACAGGCCCAGAUGAUGGGCGGUGGGACGGAGCACCGAAGCUCUUACCCGGGAUGGAAGAGGCUGCACCGGCCUCUGGAAAGGGGCCGACCCCUCCAGGAGAGCUUCGUCAAGCUGGUUGAGGCUUGCAACGACCCUUCCCUCAACAUGGACCGCUGGCUGACCAAGCUGGAAGCCUCCCGGUGGCUGGCCCAUGUCAAGGAAGCCCUGAGUACCGCCUGCCUCGCAGUGCAGUGCAUGGAGAGAGAAAGGGCCUGCCUCCUGGUGCACGGAGCCGAAGGGACAGACACCACCUUGCUGGUCACCUCUCUCGCCCAGGUCAUCCUGGAUCCGGAGUGCAGGACCCUGGCUGGACUCCAGAGCCUGCUGGAACGGGAAUGGAUACAGGCCGGACACCCUUUCUGCCUGCGCUGUGCCCACGCAGCGUAUUCCCACGCCCGCCCCAAACAGGAGGCGCCCACUUUCCUGCUCUUCCUGGACUGCGUCUGGCAGCUGGGGCGCCAGUUCCCCUUCUCUCUGGAGUUCAGCGAGCGCCUCUUGGUGACCCUGUUUGAGCACAGCUACGCUUCCCCGUACGGCACCUUCUUGUGCAACAGCGAGAGAGAAAGGAAACUCUGUGAAGUGAAAGCGAAGACUCACUCUCUCUGGCCUUGGCUGAACAGUGAAAAGCAAAAGUACCUGAAUCCCCUCUACGUGCACAACCCCCUGGUCAUCUGGCCGUCUGUGGAGCCGCAGAGCAUCCUACUCUGGCAAGGUUUAUUCCUCCGCUGGGCCCGUUCAUCCCAUUAUCUAGACGAAGUGUGGACAGAAAUCCAAAAAAUAGUGGGCAAAACUCACCCACCAAGGACGUGCGAAACAGCAUCUACAGAAACUGCAACACAAACCUUCUCAGAAAGAAAAACCAAAGUGCCACACAAUUCAUCUAACGAUCACUUGUGAAAUGGGACACCCAACAUCAGGCAAGGCCUGGACACCUCUCCUUGCCUGGCAAAGGUGGACUUUAAAAAAUAGAGUAAAUAACUGAUUGGUA